Molecule: messenger RNA, 1308 nt
Organism: Motacilla alba alba
Lineage: Eukaryota; Metazoa; Chordata; Aves; Passeriformes; Motacillidae
Product: translation initiation factor IF-2-like
Exons: 2
Coding region: 242-706 (154 amino acids)
Source: RefSeq, a predicted model, not a curated record
UAGCCCUACUGGACAGUUUCAGAUGUAACACUCUGUAAUAAUUAUAUUGCAGGCUGGAUUAGGAUGCUAUUAUCAUAAUCUGGACGUUUACAAUUAUCUGUAAUUUGCAAAGAUGCGCCAGGUCUUGAUUACAGCAGGUUUUUUUUAUCAAGCUAACCAUCACUAAACAGUGACAGUAAUAACAGCUAAUUUUGCUGGCAAUAUAAGAGGUGCUGGGGUGUGCAAACAAUUUCACACCUGGAUGUGCUCACUCAACCAAGAAUAUAGAGAAAGAGCUUCUGCCCUGAGACUCAGAAAAAUAUUCUCCACUGCUUCUGUUCAGUACAGAUUUCUAGACCCCGAUCCUUGCUUAGCAGAUUUUCUGAGGGGUGGUUUCCCUCCCCGGCCGGCCCCCGACAGAGAAGCGCCCCCUUUCCCCCGAUGCUGCCGGGGGCGGCGGGGAUGCGGCGGGAGCCCCGACGGGACGGGCCGUCGGAGGGGCGGCGCGGGACUCGGCGGCCGGCGGAGAAACCGUGCGACCCCCGGGCCAGCCCCGUCCGCCCGUGCCCGCGGCGGGGCGGCGGCAGCGCGCCUUUCCGCAGCUCUCCGCGGCCCCGGGGCGGCGGAGCCCGGCGGCGGCGGCGGGCGGCGGAGCCGGCGCUGGCAGCCCGGCGGCGGCAGGUUUGGUGCCGGCGUGGGGAGCUGCCGCUGCUCCAUCCAUAGAUGACGCUGUUUCACGAGAGUCUCCCGGGGCGGCUGCCGCGCGAGUGGGAGCCGCUGCUGCCAUUCACUCCCACCCCGCUCCCGGGAAGGCCUACCUUUCCCACCUUCUCCCACGCCGCUAAGCUAAUGGGGCUUUUAUUAUUAUUGUUAUCGUUUAUUUGCUCGCUCGCUCGCUUGUUGUCCGGGCUUUUUUCUGAGCCUAUUUGAGGAAUCGCUCGCGGGGGAGGAGGGCACGACGCAGCCAGAGGCUUUCCGCGCCGGCACCCACGCGCGGCGGGCAGGGGAGGCCGAGCCCCCCGCCGGCCCACGGGAGGCGGCGAACGCCCCGCGCCCCCGCCCCCGUGCCCGCCGCCGGCCCCGCCGGGAGCACGCAGCGAAAGGGUUAAAGCGCCCGCGGGAGCCGCCGGGCCGGGCUCGGCUGGGCCGGGCUCCCCGGGCGGCGGGACUCGCUCAGCGGGGCAUCCGCCGCCCUCCUGCGAGGCGAGGGGGAGCCCGCGCAGGGGCCGGCGUGGGGGGAGAGGGGGGUGUAAAGCGGGGUUUUCUGAAAGAUGCACACAAUGCUGUUGGUUUAAAUGUAUGGUAGCUUUCUCUCCAGUGUCAUUUGAA